This is a messenger RNA of Onychostruthus taczanowskii (white-rumped snowfinch), 8224 nucleotides long. It is a transcript of the gene RIMS2, whose product is annotated as regulating synaptic membrane exocytosis 2. Gene Ontology annotation, cellular component: presynaptic membrane; cytoskeleton of presynaptic active zone. Gene Ontology annotation, biological process: intracellular protein transport; positive regulation of synaptic transmission; calcium ion-regulated exocytosis of neurotransmitter. Gene Ontology annotation, molecular function: transmembrane transporter binding; small GTPase binding. The transcript is spliced from 40 exons. The record is from RefSeq and is a predicted model, not a curated record. NCBI's taxonomy places the organism in Eukaryota, Metazoa, Chordata, Aves, Passeriformes, Passeridae. Bases 90 to 5513 code for a protein of 1807 amino acids.
UGUGCUUCUCCCGGCGCCGGCCGCUCCCGCUGGUGCUGCUGGAGUUCGGGCAGCGCUUCUCGUAGCGGCGGCGGCAGCUCCUACCAAACAUGUCGGCUCCCGCCGGGCCCCGGAGCGGCCCCGCCGCCCCUCAGCCUCCUCCGGCCCCGCAGCCCGAGAUGCCGGACCUCAGCCACCUCACGGAGGAAGAGCGGAAGAUCAUCCUGGCCGUCAUGGACCGCCAGAAGAAGGAAGAGGAGAAGGAGCAAUCCGUGCUCAAGGUCAAAGAAGAGCAAAAACCACAGCCGACACAGUGGUUUCCCUUUAGUGGGAUCACUGAGCUGGUAAAUAACGUUCUUCAACCACAGCAAAAACAGCAAAAUGAAAAGGAGCCCCAGACAAAAUUACAUCAGCAGUUUGAGAUGUAUAAGGAGCAAGUGAAGAAGAUGGGUGAAGAAUCACAGCAGCACCAGGAGCAGAAGGGUGAUGCCCCAACCUGUGGCAUCUGCCACAAAACCAAAUUUGCUGAUGGCUGUGGCCAUAACUGUUCCUAUUGCCAAACGAAAUUCUGCGCGCGCUGCGGAGGAAGAGUGUCUCUGCGGUCCAACAAGGAGGACAAAGUGGUAAUGUGGGUAUGUAACUUGUGCCGAAAACAACAGGAAAUCCUCACGAAAUCAGGAGCCUGGUUCUAUAACAGCGGGUCACACGCUCCGCAGCAGCCAGACCAAGAAGGAAGUAGAGCUCUGAGGAACGAGGAAGCACCUCAAGAGAAAAAAGCAAAACUGCAGGAGCAUCCGCAGUACCAGGGACCAGCAGGUGACAUAUCCACACAAGCUUUGGACAAAAACAGAUCUCAAGGGCUCACAAGACAAGACUCAAUUAAGAAUGGUUCAACAGUAAAGCAUCCAGUAACGAGUGACACGUCAGACAGGAAAAGAAGCCCUUCAAUAUCAAGAGAACAGAGCAGAAGAUACGACCAAAGGGACGAGAGAGACGAAUAUUCACAGUAUGCUACAUCAGACAGUGCGAUGCCCAGGUCACCAUCAGAUUAUUCAGAUAGGCGGUCACAGCGUGGGCCCCAGUUAUACGAAGAACCUGAACUGGGUGAUUAUAGAGAUUCCAACAGAAGGAGCCGCAGGCGUUCCAAGGAGUAUCCGGUAGAAGAAGAAGAUGCACAAAGCAGGGAAGAAUAUGAGAGGCAAAGGAGGGAAGAGGAAUACCAGGCACGAUACCGGAGUGAUCCUAAUUUGGCUCGUUAUCCAGUCAAGCCGCAGCCAUAUGAGGAGCAAAUGCGUAUCCACGCUGAAGUGUCCCGAGCGCGGCAUGAACGCAGGCAUAGCGAUGUCUCCCUGGCAAAUACAGAGCUGGAAGAUUCCCGGAUGUCCAUGCUCAGGAUGGAACGGCCAUCAAGACAAAGAUCCGUGUCUGAGCGCAGGGCCGCCAUGGAAAACCAACGUUCAUACUCUAUGGAAAGAACUCGAGAGGCUCAGGGACCAAGUCCCAAUCGUCAGAGGACCACAAAUCAUAGCCCUCCUACACCUAGGAGGAGUCCAAUUCCUCUGGAAAGACCAGACAUGAGGCGCUCUGAUUCUUUAAGGAAACAGCAUCAUUUGGAUCCCAGUUCUGCUGUCCGGAAAACAAAACGUGAAAAGAUGGAGACCAUGUUACGGAAUGAUUCACUCAGCUCGGACCAGUCUGAAUCUGUCAGACCUCCACCACCAAAGCCCCAUAAAACGAAAAAAGGAGGUAAAAUGCGCCAGGUUUCAUUAAGUAGCUCAGAAGAAGAAUUGGCAUCCACGCCAGAAUAUACAAGUUGUGAUGAUGUAGAGAUUGAAAGUGAAAGUGUUAGUGAAAAAGGGGACAGUCAAAGGGGAAAAAGAAAAACUAGUGAGCAGGCAGUUUUGUCGGAUUCUAACACCUUAUCCGAGAGGCAAAAGAAAAUGGUCUGCUUUGGUGGCCACUCUUUGGAAGAGGACUUGGAAUGGUCUGAGCCUCAGAUAAAAGACUCUGGGGUAGAUACGUGUAGUAGCACAACUCUAAACGAAGAACAUAGCCAUAGUGAGAAGCAUCCAGUAACUUGGCAACCAUCCAAAGAUGGAGAUCGUCUCAUUGGUCGGAUUUUGUUAAAUAAGCGACUAAAAGAUGGAAGUGUGCCUAGAGAUUCAGGAGCAAUGCUUGGAUUGAAGGUAGUAGGAGGAAAGAUGACUGAAUCAGGUCGACUCUGCGCAUUUAUCACCAAAGUUAAAAAAGGAAGCCUAGCUGAUACAGUGGGGCAUCUUAGACCAGGUGAUGAAGUAUUAGAAUGGAAUGGAAGGAUACUACAGGGAGCCACCUUUGAGGAGGUGUAUAAUAUAAUUUUAGAAUCCAAACCUGAGCCACAAGUAGAGCUUGUAGUUUCAAGACCAAUAGGGGACAUUCCCAGAAUACCUGACAGCACACAUGCACAGCUGGAGUCCAGUUCUAGUUCAUUUGAAUCUCAGAAAAUGGACCGACCUUCUAUUUCAGUGACUUCUCCUAUGAGUCCUGGCAUGUUAAGGGAUGUUCCACAGUUCUUGUCUGGACAACUUUCAAGCCAAAGCCUUAGUAGAAGAACAACGCCUUUUGUUCCUAGGGUUCAGAUAAAACUGUGGUAUGACAAGGUUGGUCAUCAGUUAAUAGUGACCAUACUGGGAGCGAAGGAUCUUCCUUCAAGGGAAGAUGGGAGGCCAAGGAAUCCUUAUGUUAAAAUUUACUUUCUUCCAGACAGAAGUGAUAAAAAUAAAAGAAGAACAAAAACAGUAAAGAAAACAUUGGAACCUAAGUGGAAUCAGACAUUUAUUUAUUCUCCAGUUCAUCGGAGAGAGUUUAGAGAACGAAUGUUGGAAAUCACUCUUUGGGACCAAGCACGAGUUCGAGAGGAAGAAAGUGAAUUUUUAGGAGAGAUUCUUAUUGAGUUAGAGACAGCAUUACUAGAUGAUGAACCCCACUGGUACAAACUUCAAACACAUGAUGUCUCUUCAUUGCCACUUCCCCAUCCCUCACCAUAUUUGCCACGCAGACAGCUCCAUGGAGAGAGUCCCACACGGAGGUUACAAAAUAAAGGCUUAUAUUCAUAUAAUUCAGGAUCCAAAAGAAUCAGUGACAGCGAAGUCUCUGAUUAUGACUGUGAUGAUGGAAUUGGUGUUGUUUCAGAUUACCGACAUAACGGGAGAGAUCUUCAAAGUUCAACACUGUCAGUGCCAGAGCAAGUAAUGUCAUCUAACCAUUGUUCUCGAUCAGGGUCCCCUCACCGUGGAGAUAGUAUAGGACGGACUAGAUCGUGGUCUCCCAGUGUCCCUCCCCCCCAAAGUCGGAAUGUGGAUCAGGGACUGCGAGGGACUCGAUCCACUGCUGCGCAUUACAACACCCUGAGCCGCAUGGACAGACACCGAGCUGUAGACGACCACUACUCCCCAGACAGAGAGAGUCAUUAUGUUACUUUACCUCGUUCCCGGUACACCCAGUCCUCAGAUCACCAUUACAGGGAUGUCAGCCAGGAUCACACAAUGUAUCCUCUGUUUUGUGAAGAUGCAAUCAGAUUGCUCCGCUCCCGUACCAUGUGCCGUACCUAUUCUGAGGGUGCUUACUAUGAUCUUGAGAGGAGGACUAGGCAGGAGAGAAGAGUGCCUAAUUCAUAUUAUGAUGACACAGCCUAUACUCCUGAAAGGUGGUACAAUGGUGCAAGUUCAUGGGCAGAUGAUAUAGUCAAUGGUUCAGCUGAAAAAUAUGGAAGCGAGACAGUGGAUGUUUUUGCUGAUGAAGCUUCCUAUUCAGAAACAGAACUGAUAGAAGAAGAAGUGAGGAAUUGUGAAGCAGCAGAUAGACAGCCAUAUCAAAGAUCCAGAUCAACAGAGCAACGUCCUGUGCUAGAGCGGACCAACUCCCGCUCCCGAUCCACAGAGCGUCCUGACUCAAACCUCAUCAGGUCGAUGCCUUCAUUAAUGACUGGAAGAUCUGCCCCUCCUUCACCUGCCUUACCGAGGUCACAUCCUCGAACUGGGUCUGUCCAGACAAGUCCAUCAAGUACUCCAGUAGUGGGGCGAAGGGGCAGGCAGCUACCACAGCUCCCACCAAAGGGGACGUUGGAGAGAAACAAUGGAGACAAGGAGAUAGAGUCUUAUGAAGAAGUUACAUGGGAAGACCAGCAGAAAAAGGUGAAUGGUACAAUAACUGAUGACAAACCAUUGCCGAAAAAGAAACACCAUUCUGAGACAGAAGAAGCGGAAUCAUCAAGGAGAACAAACUCAGAAGAAAAGAAAACAGAUCCAGAGAAUGGGGAUACAGGUGCACUGGAUGUAGAAGAAAGGAAUCGCCAAAUGAAAAUGAGCAAGUACAAACAGGUAGCAGGAUCAGAUUCCAGGCUGGAACAAGAUUAUCAUUCCAAGUAUCGGUCAGGGCGGGAUCCUCACCGAGGCUCAGACAAUGUUUCCAACAAGUCUUCGGACAGCGAUGUCAGCGACGUCUCGGCCGUGUCCCGGACCAGCAGCGCUUCCCGCUUCAGCAGCACGAGCUACAUGUCUGUGCAGUCAGAGCGCCCAAGGGGAAACAAGAAAAUCAGUGUCUUUACAUCCAAAAUGCAAAGCAGACAGAUGGCCAUCUCAGGAAAGAACAUGACUAAGAGCACCAGCAUCAGCGGGGAGAUGUACACGCUGGAGAAGAACGACGGCAGCCAGUCGGACACGGCAGUGGGCACUGUUGGUGGUGGCAGCAAAAAGAGACGCUCCAGCAUUGGUGCAAAGAUGGUCGCCAUCGUGGGGCUGUCGAGAAAGAGCCGUAGCACGUCACAACUCAGCCAAACUGAAGCAGGGGGCAAGAAGCUGCGGAGCACUGUCCAGAGGAGCACGGAGACAGGGCUGGCCGUGGAGAUGAGGAACUGGAUGACUCGCCAGGCGAGCCGGGAGUCGACGGAUGGGAGCAUGAACAGCUACAGCUCUGAGGGAAAUUUGAUCUUCCCUGGUGUGAGGUUGGCUGCAGACAGCCAGUUCAGUGAUUUUCUGGAUGGACUUGGUCCUGCCCAGCUUGUAGGACGACAGACAUUGGCAACCCCAUCAAUGGGAGAUAUUCAGGUGGGAAUGAUGGAUAAGAAAGGACAACUGGAAGUAGAAAUAAUCCGAGCCCGUGGCCUUGUUGUAAAACCAGGUUCAAAGACACUGCCAGCACCAUAUGUAAAGGUGUAUCUAUUAGAAAAUGGAGUCUGCAUAGCCAAAAAGAAAACAAAGGUAGCAAGAAAAACGCUGGAACCACUUUAUCAGCAACUUCUAUCAUUUGAAGAAAGUCCCCAAGGGAAAGUUUUACAGAUAAUUGUUUGGGGAGACUAUGGACGUAUGGAUCACAAAUCCUUUAUGGGAGUGGCACAGAUACUUUUAGAUGAACUGGACCUGUCCAACAUGGUGAUUGGGUGGUUCAAACUUUUCCCUCCUUCUUCCCUAGUAGACCCAACCUUAGCUCCUCUCACUAGAAGAGCUUCCCAAUCAUCUCUUGAAAGUUCAACAGGACCUUCGUAUGCUCGCUCAUAGCAGCUGUGAAACUGUUGUCAUAGCAACCAGCGUUACAAAAAAAUAAAAUUACAGGUCGCAAACCCUGGUAACACUGCAUGCUUAAUGUUGUGUCUUCUGAGCCUGUUUCUAGGGCUGCAACGCGAUCCUGUGUUCUCAAGGAAGUUGCACACAUUGUGCCCUACGGAAGGCCCUCAGGUGAUGGACUGAAAUCAUGAAGAACUGAUAGGUUUGGAGUUCAGGGACUCAGUUUUGGUCCAAUCUGAAGCCAUGGACUAAACUAAAAAAAAUCAAUCUGUUUCAUGCAACAAAAGUCCUUUUCAAUGGCAUAUCUGUUUUGUUGCUCCCUUUUCUUUAUUUAUCUGCCCUCCCCUCCUAAAGUUUGGUUAUGCCACAGAAACGGAGUCACCCUCCCAUGGAGCCAUGUUACAAGUCAGUGGAUUAGCAGACAUUGGAAGAAGAAACUAAGGAUGCUGGAAAAGUCAACUGGCACUUGCAGCAGUUGCUUGAGAUCUGAAAACUCUUCAUAUUGAAAAGGUUCAAGACUUAAAGUGGCAGGCUUCAUACCUCCAGCUGUUCACACAGUGAAACCCCAGACAUGAUGGACUCUGAAAAAUAAAGUUCUGUGGAUAUACUGUACUGUAUGAAAUUAAGAAACUUUUUUGCAUGGACACAGAUUUAGCUGAACACUUAAAUUAUUUUCUUGGGGCUGCAACUUGCAAAAAAAAAAAAAAAGAAUAAAUCAGCCAUUUUCAACAGUUUAUAUUAUUUUUAAAGAUAAAUUUCACUAGUGCAUGGUUUUAAAGGGAAGAGAAUGCAACAGGGUGAUACAAAGACACACCACGUUUAUCAUUCUUUAAACCAGUCAUGGUCUGUGUUUUUGCAGACUUAUAUUAAAAAUAAAAAAAUAAUUUCUAGCAAAUAUUUAAAAUUCUGUUUAUGUGACAAGAAAUAAGUGUAAUAUAUUAAAUUUAUUUAAAUGUAAAAGGUACAAGCCUUGUAAAGUUCAACAUAAUGUGCAAAUUGUACACUUCUUUUACCUCCUUCUUUCUCUAUAUCUCCUCCCAAUCUCCUUCUUUUGCUCUUUUCCCCCUCUACCUCCCAGGAUGAUCAGCAUAUUCUAAAAUGGCUACCUUUUGACUUAUUAUUGUCUUAUGCCCCAUAUUUGGUUCAGGGUUGCAGAUUGUUCUGCAUUUCUGAAUUAUUUGAGAAAAAUAUUGUUUAAGAGCUUACUUUUUUUCAAGCAUGUUGAAAAGGAUUUUGCAACAUGGCUUGGGAGUACAUUAAUGUAAUUCAGCAUGUAUUUGAUAAAGAAGAUAUUUGAACUUUUGCAAUUUAUUGUACAGUGCAUGGUAACUUAUUUUCAUUUUUUCUCACCUUCAAAUUGAAUUCUACAGCAAAAUACUGGAAUCAUGUGGCCAUUGUAAGAUGUCUUCAAUAAAUUUGUGUUCAGCACCAGCAUCUUUCAUUCAAAGACUGAACUAUUAUUUCUUGAAGGUUUUUGGAAAGAGGAAAAAUUAAGUAUCUGACUGAUUUUUAGGAAACAAAUUUAAGCAUUUUUAUUUGCACUAAACCAAAUUGAUUGCUACAUUUUUGAAAUAACAGAAGCAACAAAGGUUACAAAUCCAUACAGUUCUGCUGUAAAGUUCAAUUUUCAUAAAUUACAUUUGCGUUGCAAAAGACAUAAUUAGAUAAUAUCAGUCUGGAAGGUAUCAGUCUUUGGUUGGUAAAAUAGCCUUAAAGAAAGCUUAUCAGUACCACUCUGUCAGCUAUUUGACACCAUUACCAGAACCUUGCUGCAGUUAAUGGAUCUUCAGAACCCUGGGGUUUGUAGCAGAUAGUAGCUACCAUCGGGUGGUGCUGCAAGUUCAAGCUUCUCAUUAAGUUUUGUUAUUUAAAGGGAAUGUAACUGGCUAAUGUUUAAUUACAAAAUAUCCUUUUCUUCUUUUUCCUGGGUCUUUGUAUGCCUUUAAUACCUACUAAAGGUUUAAUAUUGAAAUCUUGCAAUAAUUUUUCAAGUAUGUUACAUUUACCUUUAUGGCCACAGAAUUAUUCUGAUUUUAUUUGAAAGUCUGUUGAAGUUUCCCAUUAACAAAUUGUACAUGCCUGGUAAGAGGGAAAAAGUAAUAACAGUAUCACUUAUAAUGCCUUUUACUUUGUGCAAUAUCAUAGAAAAUGAGAUUGUGUCUUGUCUGCAGAGUUUAUAUAAUGGAUUAUUGUUAAGUUAAUAGACAGACUGGUAAAAUUAUAUUUAUUGAAACAGUUUAGACACCUGUCUACCAGCAGCAAAUAAAUACUACUAACAUGCAGUCUACAAUAUCCCCUAGAUAUUAAACAAAAAUACAUAACCAUUUUCCUGACACUGUGAGAUGUGCUCACACAUUCUUGUAUGCAUAGUCCUCUAUAAAUUAUUUCAAAUUUUAAAAUCAAGGACAUGACGCAUGGAAGGUUUGUACAUAAUUGUCAUUAUGCAGUAUUUAUUUUAAAAAAAUUAAUGUAUUUUUUUUAAUUUUCACACGUCUGCAAUUCUACUUAUGGUUUAGUCAUGUAAAUAGUACUAUUCCAGUGAUCACUGCUGUCUUGUAAAUAGUACGUUUUAAAAAGUUAAAAGGAAUUACAGUUGGGGGAAAAAAAAGGGCAGAUUAGGCCUGUAAUGAACACCAACUAAUGUAAAUCAAACUCAUUCUGGUGAUGGUAUUUAACACUUUAAAUAAAACAUUUUCUUUACAGAA